CUCAAAAAGGCUGGUGUUAAUUUUAAUGGUGUUUAUACGAUUGAUCCCGAUGGUCCGAAUACUGGAUUGGAUCCAUUCUCGGUUGUAUGUGAUAUGACAUCAGAUUUGAAAAUGGGUUAUUCAACAAUUCAUCACGAUAAGGAGGAAGAUGGAAAUGUGAACAACGCCGAGGAGCACGCCACAUUCCAAGUUAAUAUCACCUAUGACCUCACGUCAGAACAGAUAGCAGCUGUCAAAAACGUAUCAUCUUCAUGUAGACAAUUUAUUAAGUACGCAUGCAUUGGGUCACUGUUUAAUGGCAGAGGCAUAUAUGAAGGCAAAUAUCACUAUUGGAUCUCAUUUGAUGGACAAAUUAUGCACAACUGGGGAGGAGUUCCAACGGGAACGACAGGAUGCGCAUGUUGGAUGACGAGAACUUGUGACAACCCUACCUACCGUUGUAACUGUGACGUCAACGAUGGUGUUCCACGUCAGGAUCACGGUUACCUUACCGAUAAAGCAGCAUUACCUGUCUUGGAGCUUCGUUUUGGCGAUACUGGGUCUCAAACAGAAAAAGGUGUCUAUACUCUCGGACCAUUGCAAUGUGCCUAAAGCUUGGUUUCCUUACAAUUGCUAUACGCUAUCGUAUACCUCCUAUAGGUGGUUAGUACCCCCGACAACGGGGCUCUUAGUCGCAUAGUUUCUAUCAAGUUAUCAUUUUAAAUAAAGAAUACCAUAACUUCAACACAAUUUUCCCUGACGGGGAGGGAGUGUGCACCCCUUGUCGGGGAGCUUGGACCCAGCGUCAGGGAAUUCCUGGCGCCACCCAUGGGCUUUACUUUGUACAAAGAUUGCACCGGAAAAAAAAUGUAGUAAUAGCCGAUUACAUAGACUAACAUAAUACCAAUAAUGAUGAUAUAUUCCAUAUAAUAGAUUUCUAAUGUGUUUACUGAUUUUAAUUUUCAAUAGCUAUUUGUGAAAUUUGUACUUUUAAAUUUUCAAAUAUAAAAAAAGAGUAAUAAUAGGCCCUAUAUUAAUAUAAUAUAAUAAUAAGUCUACAUAGUAAGUGUAAUGUAAUAACUAUAAGGUAACAAUUUAAGUAUUUAAUCAUUUUAAACCUGAAAUAUCAAAAAUGUUGUUAACAGCAGAUGUAAGGCCCACCAGAAAAAUUUAUAACUAAGAUAAACACAAUAUAUUUCAUUUUUAUAUUAUGUGUCCAUAUAUAGGUCUAUAUAAUAUACCAAGAAAUCUCCUGCACUUAGACAUCUUUGCCACAUCACAAUCAGAAUUAAGUAUUCACUCACUUGUUCAUUAGCUUGUGUUGUGUGGUACCAUUUUCUCUCGUCAAGUAAAGCCGGGCAUCCACUAGUAACACCAUACGGUUGUCGGCCGACGCGAUUCUAUGAAGAACGCAACGCUCAUUGAGAGCAGGGUUGCCAUUUGGCCUUUUUGACGGCCAGAUUCCUCAAAUCUGGCCGUAUAAAAAUUUGCCUGGCCGUAUCGU
Molecule: messenger RNA, 1483 nt
Organism: Anneissia japonica
Lineage: Eukaryota; Metazoa; Echinodermata; Crinoidea; Comatulida; Comatulidae
Product: neurexin-4-like
Exons: 4
Coding region: 94-591 (165 amino acids)
Source: RefSeq, a predicted model, not a curated record